AUGAGCCCCCAGUUGUCUAUUGACAUCAACAAUGAGCUAGCCUCUUUGUCAGCUACACCAUUUGAGCCUUACAUCUUCAGAGUGGAUGGCCUGCUACGUAGGGAAAAUGAGCUAGCCUAUGAACCAGAAAUACUUGCAAUCGGUCCUUAUCAUCACGGUAAAGCUAACUUGGAAAUGAUGGAAAAGCAUAAACUAAGAUACCUACAAAUGUAUCUUGCGCGAACAAAUGAAUCAAGUGUGGAUAGAUUUGUCAAUGCCAUGCAAGAUUUGGAAGAAAAGACACGAAAAUGUUAUGCAGAGUCCAUUGGACUUGAGAAGGAUGCGUUUGUGCGAAUGAUGCUACUUGAUGGAUGUUUUAUCAUUGAGUUUUUUUACAAGUUAGCAUAUGAAAAGGUUAUAGAUGACCCUAUUUUCAAAAUGCAAAGGUUCACGAAUACAAUUUUUCAAGACCUAUUGUUAUUUGAAAAUCAACUCCCAUUUUUUGUUCUUAAGCGCUUACUUGGAAGUAAUUUAUUAGAUAUCAAUGAUCUCAUUUCUCAGAUACCCUUCCUCUUCUCCCAUCUUUUUUCCCAAAGUUCAACGUAUUCAGACGCAUCCUAUGUUCCAAGGGAGAAUGUCAAACAUCUACUAGGCCUUGUACAUGAUACUUGGUGUUCCUCAUUUAAAACGACCGUCUCUUCCCGUCGGGCCGCUGAAGCCGAAGAAAGAACAUGGAAAUACAUAAAAUGCAGCACACAGCUUCGAGAGGCUGGGGUUAAAUUCAAAAAGGCCACAGAAACUUCCUCGUUGCUGGAUAUAGAGUUCGAAAAUGGAAUAAUGAAAAUUCCACCUUUGAGUAUUGAUGAUAGUACUGAGGUCAUCUUUAGAAAUUUGGUUGCAUAUGAGCAAUAUAAUGACCUAAAUGAACCGGCUUAUGUGACCAAUUACAGGAAGUUUUUAGAUUGUCUCAUCAACUCUCCAAAGGAUGUCGAAAUACUACGUCACCGUGGAAUCAUUGACAACUGGCUAGGUGAUGAUGAAGCAGUUUCGAGCCUGUUGAACAGAUUGGGCAAUAAUGUCAUCCUAGAUUCUACAUCAUUCUGUUACUCCGAAAUUUUUAACAAAAUUAACGACCAUUGUAAACGCCGUCGAUACAAAUGGAUGACCAAGUUAAGGCAUAAUUAUUUCAACAGCCCGUGGUCUAUCAUUUCACUUUUUGGUGCUACUCUGUUGCUUGUGCUGACUAUCAUACAGACUAUAUACUCUGUCUCAAAAGUCUGAUUUCAAGUCUAGUUUGAUUUACUUGUUUCCUUAAAGCAAAAAUGUUGUAUGUUUCAAAUAAAUUGUACUGAUUAUUUAGUUAACCAAUUGUUUCAAAAAUGUACUGUAAGAAUUUCUCAAUGUGAAAACAUUAUAAGCCACUAGUUGUAGCAAAUUAAGUUCUAGUUUGAU
Molecule: messenger RNA, 1431 nt
Organism: Ilex paraguariensis (yerba mate)
Lineage: Eukaryota; Viridiplantae; Streptophyta; Magnoliopsida; Aquifoliales; Aquifoliaceae
Source: the annotation of a GenBank genome assembly